Penaeus indicus is the source of this 609-nucleotide messenger RNA. RefSeq lists its product as uncharacterized. The coding region runs from base 108 to 446 and encodes 112 amino acids. Lineage: Eukaryota; Metazoa; Arthropoda; Malacostraca; Decapoda; Penaeidae. The transcript has 3 exons. The record is from RefSeq and is a predicted model, not a curated record.
GUGUUAUAACAGCAUUGCGUGGAAGCUGUGUCCCUCAUUAACGCUGGUGGUGUGCUGGUGCUGGUGGUGUGUCCUGUGAGGGGAGAAAUUGCCCCAAAUCAAGAAUCAUGAAGGAAGCUACUAUAUUUUUGGCUGGAUUGAUCACGAUGGUCGUCCUCCUGACCUCACCAGCAGCAGAAGCCCACCACUACAGUUACGACAACCGAGACUGCUAUUACAACGACCGGUACGACCGCAGCUGCAACUACUACCCACCUACAAGAUACCACUAUCACGACCACAUCUACCACACCCAUCCUGCACCAUACAAGUACCGAGGUUAUUCACGUACCUGCAAGUACCUGGCACUUCAUCCUCAUCUACUGCGCAGAAUUCACAAGAUGCUGGUCUUCUAUUUCUCAAACUGCUAUAACCCCUACUAUGAGUAUUCGGACUUUCAUUACUGAAGCUGAAAGGUACCCCGGGGUUUCAGGACGAGGCUGGAAUUGAAGGGAAUUUCUCCGACUUCGAGCCUGUGUUGAGAUUUUAUGUAGCGGUGCUGUCUUGUUAUUGUUUUCAGUAUUAUUUUGUUUGUAUAAUUAUUGUUAUGCACAUAUAGAUGUGCGUGUG